CAAACUACAAUGCGGUUAGGGAACCAGACUAGUGGUGAUAUACGUACUCCAAGCGUUUUGUCUAGUCUAGAUCUCUCACUGCACUCUGGACAUCAGCAGUACAGCAAUCCACAACAUCAUAAAAGAUGUCUACCAUCACUAUCAAAGUUCUGUCAAGAAAUGCCUACCCAAAGAAAUUUGACCAUGCACUCCAAGUAGUCACGAGUGACAACAAGUUGUUUGAACUGUUCCUACCAGAGGACCAAACUCACAAACUGGAGCAAGGAAAGUUCUACAAGCUUGUUGGCUGCAAUGCGUUCAUCGUAAAAUCAACUAACAAACACGCCUUCAAACUAACCCACAAAACAAGGAUCUUUUAUACAGCACCCUUUCCGAUUGCACAAGAAGUGGAAGACAGCUUCUUUCACGCUAAGAAAGUCACCAUUCCUGAGGCAGUAGCCCUUCCCAAGGACACCCGAGUCAGUAUGCGCGGUGUCAUUGAAGCUGUCUCACCCGUUAAAGAAGGGCCGUCGUACUCACUUCAGAGUUUAGAUCUCGUUGACAACACACGCAACAAGAAGAUCACAGUAAACCUGUGGGGCCGCAACUCAGAAGUACAAAUUCCACCAAGUGGAACUGAAGUGACUGUCGAGAAUCUUCUCACCGAUUCCUAUCAAGACAGAGUAGUGCUCAAAGCCACACAAGAAACAACAUUUUUGACAGAAGAAGCACCUGCAGCGACAGCAAAAACUGUAACGUUUGUUGCAUUCAUUGAGGACAGUAACAACAUCACUUUCCUUGAUGACCUUGACAUCGAGUAUUAUAGCACAGCUGAGCUACUCUGUAACACCCUUGCCAUUCAGCAACCUGCUGAAGCUCAUCAACAUCUGCCCUUGACUGUCAACAUUGAGCUGCAGACUGUCACAGGCAAAAACACCAUCACCUCCAUGGCUAAGACAUGUGACAGCUCUGACAACAAUGACGAAUCCCCAAAGUAGAUCAACUUCUUUGUGCUGUUCACAACUGUUUCAACAGUUCCAUACUUAAAGGGAAUAUACAUCAUUUGCUUUUGCUGUAAUUUUCAGAAAUGAAUGGAAUUGGGGGGUUGGAAAUA
Messenger RNA from Patiria miniata (bat star), 1093 nucleotides. RefSeq lists its product as uncharacterized. The transcript is spliced from 7 exons. Bases 126 to 977 code for a protein of 283 amino acids. The record is from RefSeq and is a predicted model, not a curated record. NCBI's taxonomy places the organism in Eukaryota, Metazoa, Echinodermata, Asteroidea, Valvatida, Asterinidae.